AACCAGUCCUGCCUCCAGCUCGUCCUCGCUUCAGGAUACAACAUCAAACAAGUACAGGCCUACUCGACUAGUGCUUCCUCUCCCUGUCUGCCCCGUUUAUUCCUACGGGCCGAUGUGCUUUGGGCUCACGAGGCGUUGUUUUGGCUUCCGGCUAGCUGCAGGCGCGCCAUUUCAACUCCAGUCUAAACGCCAUUCAUUGAUCGCACAGACACUGCACCAGAUCUUUCUCUUUGCUGGCUCCCUCGAGGCUACCCGAACAUUUCAGCUUCACAAUCCUUAGCCCAAAACCGCCAAUCAAGCCAUCAUGAACAACCCCGCCCUGCCAAUGUACGCUGCGGCUGGAGCUGCUUUUUCUUCAUCCCCUGCACAGGCUGCGUACCAGCCAGGCCUGAUAGCGAACCACUUGCAAAGGCCAGCCCACCCUCAAGUUACACCACAGCCCAUAUCGCAGGCCAUCUAUCAUCAAAAUCCGGGGCAGAUUGGCGCCUUUUCACCGUCUAAUCAUAGCCCACUUCAAGGAUAUCCGACAAAUGGACCGUCGCCCAUGUCAGUGACCCAAGCCGCGAGCCAACCUCCUCACACUUCCUCCUUGUCCCAAAUGUCGACGCCGACCCCUCCUCUGCAAGCAGGAUCAUCUGCCUCAGCCGAUACACACACAGCCGCCUUCAUGGGACUACCUGUCCAACCCAAUUCCAGUCUUGCGCAGCAAGCGCAAAUGCAGAAAGCGGUUCAGAUGGCCCACAACAUUCCUCAGCAACAACACCAACAACAACAAGCGCAGUCAGAGCACCAGACAGAUGGAGGGGCGCUGUCCAUGUCACCGCAGUCAGCGGCGCGAGAGCGCGCAAGAGUAUCUAUUUUAUUGGACAUCAACACACAUUUAUUGCAAGAGGUGAUAUCGCUACAAGAACAAGAGAAGACGGCCAAUUCUGCGGUCUCAGGACAACAGUCACCGGAUUCUCCAGUGUCUGCAACUGACCCUUCAAAUCCAUUGAACAGCUCUGGUGAUGAGCCAUCAAAAUCAGCCAGCGGCACAGGCUCCCAUCCGAAUAAGCCACCUUCACAGGAAUAUGCAGAUUGUAUGCGCCGGCUUCAGGCGAAUCUGUCAUAUCUGGCUGCUAUCGCAGAUGCCAAAAAGAAGGCAAACGGCGCAUUGCCUCAUGGUCCGACAAUAAUGGCACCACCCGCGCACUUGCCCCAAGUCCAGGACCUCUACAAACAGCUGAACUCCCUCUUUCCUGAUGCCGGACAGUCUGCGAUGAGUAAGGCUCACACAGUGUCACAGCAUCCGACUCAGAAUAUGAACACUGAAUCGCGGCACUCCGAUCCUGUUUUGGCGGACGUGUGAGUUCAAGAAUUGUGACAACACAUAGUUCUACCGACUCAAAAUAUAUUGAAGCGAGCGCCCAAGUCGUCCCCAGCGAUGACAGACACAUUGAAUGCCAUCCUGUAGACCGAGUCGGUGACCUGAACAAUCUUACAGCAGCCGACUGGUGAGUUUGCAGAGACAGAAUGUCGCCAGAUUUGUGCCUCGAUUGCAACAGCAGACUGACAAGGCCUCCUCACGAAGGUUCCAGACAAUCAGCACGCCAGGUUGCUUCAGAAAACCUCUGGUGGCUAUAUCCGGUCCAGAGAAGUCACACUCAGCGCGCUUCAUUCUCCUGUGCCACCGGGGAUUAUGUGGAGGGAACGUAUGAGCAGAGUUCUUUGAGGUCCGGCCAUGUCGGAUGCUAAUUAUCACUUCAGGUAUCGUGAGAACGAGAGAGUGGUUCACCUUCAAGUUGCCUGAAGAGAUUUACAAGGGUGUUGAGAUGCUCGAGAUGCCAGAAUGCAUUGUUGAACGGGAGCAAGAUCGAUGAUUGUGAGGAUGACGGUUCCUAUACUUGUACACGGGGAUUGAUAUCUACAUGUAUAUGGAUUUUACCUACCUCUUGAACGGUGUACAUAGCAUUGUGUACCUAGCAGUACUUUGUUUGUAGUGCGUGCCUGGAAUGUGAGUCCAAUGAUGGUUGCGCAGACAUGAGACAAGGCUGCCAAGACCAAUCGGAG
Molecule: messenger RNA, 2049 nt
Organism: Exophiala oligosperma
Lineage: Eukaryota; Fungi; Ascomycota; Eurotiomycetes; Chaetothyriales; Herpotrichiellaceae
Exons: 2
Coding region: 305-1348 (347 amino acids)
Source: RefSeq, a predicted model, not a curated record